Chrysoperla carnea is the source of this 1212-nucleotide messenger RNA. Its product is annotated as probable cytochrome P450 313a4. The record is from RefSeq and is a predicted model, not a curated record. Gene Ontology annotation, molecular function: heme binding; monooxygenase activity; oxidoreductase activity, acting on paired donors, with incorporation or reduction of molecular oxygen. The coding region runs from base 1 to 1212 and encodes 403 amino acids. NCBI's taxonomy places the organism in Eukaryota, Metazoa, Arthropoda, Insecta, Neuroptera, Chrysopidae. The transcript is spliced from 7 exons.
AUGUUUUUAACGGUGUUUAUGAAGUUCCUACAAAAUCAUGUUUUAAUUUCUUUAUUAUUUUUAAUCUUAGUUUUCACGUGUAUUUAUUUUUGGAAUUAUAUUCGUGUGUGUUAUUAUGUAUCUAAACUUCCUGGACCACCAGCUUAUCCAAUUAUUGGAAAUGCAAAAUUAUUUUUGGGUUCUCAUCAAGAAAUUACACAUAAAUUCAUUAAUAUUGCUGGAGAGUAUCAGCAGACUAUGUUCCGAGUAUGGUUUGGUCCUUUUCCAAUAAUCGGAAUAUCAAAUCCAGAUAUUGUUCAAGAACUUCUAACAAAUGAACAUGUGUUAGAAAAAGCUUACUUAUUUAAAUUAGCUUGGAAUCCUGUUAUGGGAAAAUCAAUUUUAACAUCAGAGGUUCCAGAAUGGAAACAUCAUCGAAGUAUUAUAAUUAGAGGUUUUACUCCAAUCAUUUUAAAAUCAUACUUUAAAAAUGUUAUAAAUAAUAAUGAGUUAAUUAACGUUAAAGCGAUCAAUAGUAAUGUAUACAAAAAACCAUUUUUAGAUUAUUUAAUGGAUUUUACAAAAAAUAACUCGAAUUUUACGGAAGAACAAUUACGUAAUGAAACCAAUCUUAUGAUUUUUGCGGGUUAUGAAACAACAGCAAUUUCUCUCAGCUAUGUUUUAUUACAUUUGGCUGUAUAUAAAGACAUACAAACAAAACUAUAUAAUGAAAUAUUGGAAGUUGUUGGUGACAUAAAUGUAGACUCAAUCAAUGUCGACGAUUUACCAAGGCUCAAAUAUAUGGAUAUGGUUCUUAAGGAGUCAAUGAGAAUAAUUUCAACGAUUCCAGUAAUUUCAAGAGAAGCAUCUAAAGAUAUUAAAAUUGGCAAUUAUACCAUUCCAAAAGGAACAAAUAUAUUAAUUCCAAUCUUUACUAUCCAUCGAAAUCCUGAGUAUUGGGAAAAUCCAUUAAAAUUUGAUCCUGAACGAUUCACAGCAGAAAAUAUAAAAAACCGCCACCCCUACGUGUACAUUCCAUUCGGUGCUGGUCCUAGAAAUUGUAUUGGUGGUCGAUAUGCAUGGAUCUUUAUGAAAACAACGUUGGUUGCAUUAUUAAGCCGAUAUGAAUUUCACACCGAUAUAAAUUUGGACACAUUGCAAUUUGAAGCAGCAAUUUCAAUGAAGUUAAUUAAUGGAUACCCAGUACGAAUCACUCCACGAUAUAAACCAUAA